Molecule: messenger RNA, 688 nt
Organism: Formica exsecta
Lineage: Eukaryota; Metazoa; Arthropoda; Insecta; Hymenoptera; Formicidae
Exons: 1
Coding region: 179-688 (169 amino acids)
Source: RefSeq, a predicted model, not a curated record
UUGAUGUUAAAGAAUUCUAUUCACCUAUAAUAACAAUAUGCAAAUUAACGGAUGAAAAACGAAAGAAAGAGAAAUUUUUUGAAUAUGUUUCACUGCUUUUCUAGAUAGUAAGAGAGUUAGGCUUAUAUCUGGAAAUAAUGUUCACGUUUAAUGCAGAGUCCCCGACAUUGAGAGCGAAAUGUUCCGCAUCGAGUACGGCCGGGAACAUCCGAGUGUUGUGGCGGCCCGCGAGUUCGCCCAAAGAAGCAUGGCCGGCAUCAGGGCGCGCGAGGCAGGACGCAGGGCCGAACAGGAGUUCGAGAGAAUAGCUAGGGAGCCGUUACCGGAAGAUCUGCCCUUUGACGUGCCGUUCGAGGAAGAGUUUUUACGCGAAGGCGACAUAUCCUGGGAAGAAGAAGAGGAUGUACCGAUCGUCUCCAGGAUAAAACCUACCAUGCGUGACGUACCGAGGCGCGAGGCGCCUUUCAGAUAUCCCACAUUCGAUCCGGAGGAGCUCGAGAGGUUCUUCGACGUGGAACGGUAUCCACCGAGUCCUCAACGCGGACCGCCACCAGGUCGUGAGCAUCUCCCGCCAGAUCUCUGGGAGCUGGAGGAUCCUUGGGCCACGUGCGGAGUCUGCAUCCGUUUCGAAAGUCCUGAUCUCAUCCGUUUCGAAAGUCCUGAUCUCAUCCGUUUCGAAAGUCCUUAA